Elgaria multicarinata webbii is the source of this 6006-nucleotide messenger RNA. RefSeq names its product myosin-4-like. Gene Ontology annotation, biological process: muscle contraction. Bases 1 to 6006 code for a protein of 2001 amino acids. Gene Ontology annotation, cellular component: myosin filament; cytoplasm; myosin II complex. Gene Ontology annotation, molecular function: microfilament motor activity; actin filament binding; ATP binding. Lineage: Eukaryota; Metazoa; Chordata; Lepidosauria; Squamata; Anguidae. The transcript is spliced from 39 exons. The record is from RefSeq and is a predicted model, not a curated record.
AUGACCUCAGACUCUGAAAUGGCAAUAUUUGGAGAAGCAGCUCCCUUUCUCCGGAAACCGGAGAAGGAGAGAAUUGAGGCUCAGAAUCGUCCAUUUGAUGCUAAAUCAGCCUGCUUUGUGGUGGACGAGAAAGAAAUGUAUGUCAAAGGCCUGAUCCAGAGUAAAGAACCUGACAAAGUCACUGUUAAAACUCUAGAUGAUCGUACUGUGACAGUUAAGGAAGAUCAAGUCUUUUCCAUGAAUCCUCCGAAGUUUGAUAAAAUUGAAGAUAUGGUCAUGAUGACCCAUCUCCAUGAACCAGCUGUGUUGUAUAACCUCAAAGAGCGUUAUGCAUCUUGGAUGAUCUAUACCUACUCGGGGCUCUUCUGUGUCACCGUCAACCCUUACAAGUGGUUGCCGGUAUAUAAUCCCGAAGUAGUGUCUGGCUACAGGGGCAAAAAACGACAAGAAGCCCCUCCUCAUAUCUUCUCCAUCUCUGACAAUGCCUAUCAGUUCAUGUUAACUGACCGUGAGAACCAGUCAGUCCUGAUCACUGGAGAAUCCGGUGCAGGAAAGACUGUGAACACUAAGCGUGUCAUCCAGUACUUUGCAACAAUUGCAGUUACUGGGGACAAGAAGAAGGACUCACAACCCAGCAAAAUGCAAGGCACUCUGGAAGAUCAAAUCAUCCAGGCCAACCCCCUGUUGGAGGCCUUUGGCAACGCCAAGACUGUAAGGAAUGACAACUCCUCACGUUUUGGUAAAUUCAUCAGAAUACAUUUUGGCACUACGGGAAAGCUGGCUUCUGCAGACAUUGAAACCUAUCUUCUGGAGAAAUCCAGAGUAACAUUUCAGCUCUCAGCUGAAAGGAGCUACCAUAUAUUUUACCAGAUCAUGUCAAAUAAGAAACCAGAGUUGAUUGACCUGCUACUCAUUUCCACCAAUCCCUAUGAUUUCCCAUUUGUGAGUCAGGGAGAGCUCACUGUGGCCAGCAUAGAUGAUUCAGAGGAGCUGUUAGCUACUGAUAGCGCUAUUGACAUCUUGGGUUUCAGUGCAGACGAGAAGGUAGGAAUCUACAAACUGACGGGUGCGGUAAUACACUACGGGAACCUGAAAUUCAAGCAGAAGCAGCGGGAGGAGCAGGCAGAGCCAGAUGGCACUGAAGUGGCUGACAAAGUAGGCUACUUAACGGGCCUAAACUCUGCAGAUUUACUCAAAGGCUUGUGCUACCCACGAGUGAAAGUUGGAAAUGAAUAUGUGACUAAAGGACAAAAUGUUCAGCAGGUGUAUAAUUCUGUGGGUGCACUUGCAAAAUCUGUCUAUGAAAAGAUGUUCCUGUGGAUGGUAACUCGUAUUAACCAGCAGCUGGACACCAAACAGCAAAGGCAGCAUUUCAUAGGGGUGCUGGACAUUGCUGGUUUUGAGAUCUUUGACUACAACAGCUUGGAGCAGCUCUGCAUCAACUUCACGAAUGAGAAACUGCAACAGUUUUUCAACCACCACAUGUUUGUGCUGGAGCAGGAGGAGUACAAGAAAGAAGGGAUUGACUGGGAGUUCAUUGAUUUUGGAAUGGACUUGGCUGCCUGCAUUGAACUCAUUGAGAAGCCCAUGGGUAUUUUCUCCAUCCUAGAAGAGGAGUGCAUGUUCCCCAAGGCAACAGACACUUCUUUCAAGAACAAGCUCUAUGACCAGCAUCUUGGCAAGAGCAACAACUUCCAGAAGCCCAAACCAGUCAAAGGCAGGGCUGAGGCUCACUUCUCCCUGGUACACUACGCCGGCACUGUGGACUACAACAUCAGCGGCUGGCUGGACAAGAACAAGGACCCUCUCAAUGAAUCUGUUGUCCAGCUGUAUCAGAAAUCCUCACUGAAAUUGCUGUCCUUCCUUUAUUCCAACUAUGCAGGGACAGACGCAAGUGACAGUGGUAGCAAGAAAGGUGGCAAGAAGAAGGGUGGCUCCUUCCAGACAGUGUCUGCCGUGUUCAGGGAAAAUUUGAACAAGCUGAUGACCAAUCUCAGAAGCACUCAUCCUCACUUUGUGCGCUGUCUAAUUCCUAAUGAAGUAAAGACACCGGGUAUAAUGGACCAUCACUUGGUGAUGCACCAGCUGCGGUGUAAUGGAGUACUGGAAGGUAUUCGGAUCUGUAGAAAAGGCUUCCCCAGCAGAAUCAUCUAUGCUGACUUUAAGCAACGCUACAAAAUCCUUAAUGCCUCUGCCAUCCCAGAGGGACAGUUCAUUGAUAGCAAGAAGGCUUCUGAGAAGCUUCUCUCCUCCAUUGAUGUUGAUCACAAUCAGUACAGAUUCGGCCACACUAAGGUGUUCUUCAAGGCUGGUCUUCUGGGGUUGCUGGAAGAGAUGAGAGAUGAGAAACUCGUUGCCCUCAUCACCCAUACACAAGCCAUGUGCAGAGGAUUCCUCAUGAGGGCCGAAUUCCAGAAGAUGAAUGCCAGAAGAGAAUCUAUUUACAUAAUUCAAUACAACGUCCGUUCAUUCAUGAAUGUCAAGCACUGGCCCUGGAUGAAGCUAUAUUUCAAGAUCAAGCCCUUGCUUAAGAGCGCGGAAUCAGAGAAGGAGAUGGCCAACAUGAAGGAAGAAUUUGAGAAAACUAAAGAAGAACUUGCAAAGUCAGAAGCCAAACGGAAAGAGCUUGAGGAAAAAAUGGUGACUCUGGUGCAAGAGAAGAAUGACCUUCAGCUUCAGGUUCAAUCUGAAAGUGAAAGUUUAGCAGAUGCCGAGGAAAGAUGUGAAGGACUCAUCAAAAGCAAGAUUCAGCUGGAAGCUAAAAUAAAAGAGUUGACUGAAAGGCUGGAGGAUGAGGAAGAGAUGAAUGCUGAGUUGACGGCAAAGAAGAGGAAACUUGAAGAUGAGUGCUCAGAACUGAAAAAAGACAUUGAUGACUUAGAGCUAACAUUGGCCAAAGUGGAAAAGGAGAAGCAUGCCACAGAAAACAAGGUUAAAAACCUUACGGAGGAGAUGGCAGCUUUAGAUGAAAACAUCUCCAAGCUCUCCAAAGACAAGAAAAGCCUCCAAGAGGCUCACCAGCAGACCUUGGACGACCUUCAGGCUGAGGAAGACAAAGUCAGCACUCUGUCCAAAACAAAAUCUAAACUUGAACAGCAAGUGGAUGAUCUUGAAGGGUCUCUGGAGCAAGAGAAGAAGCUUCGCAUGGAUCUCGAGCGAGCUAAGAGGAAGCUGGAGGGGGAUCUGAAGAUGUCUCAGGAAUCCAUCAUGGAUCUGGAGAAUGAUAAGCAGCAAAUGGAUGACAAACUGAAGAAGAAAGAGUUUGAAAUCAGUCAGGUGCAGGGAAAAAUAGAAGAUGAACAGGCUCAGAGCUCUCAGCUACAGAAAAAGAUUAAGGAGCUACAGGCCCGUAUUGAGGAACUGGAGGAAGAGAUUGAGGCUGAGCGUGCAUCUCGGGCCAAAGCAGAGAAGCAGCGGACUGAUCUCUCACGGGAACUUGAAGAGAUCAGUGAGCGUCUGGAGGAAGCUGGUGGGGCAACAGCAGCUCAGAUUGAAAUGAACAAAAAACGUGAGGCGGAAUUCCAGAAAAUGCGCCGGGACCUUGAAGAGGCCACCCUGCAGCAUGAAGCAACCGCAGCAGCCCUCCGCAAGAAGCACGCAGACAGUGCAGCUGAACUUGGGGAACAAAUUGAUAAUCUGCAGCGAGUGAAACAGAAGCUGGAAAAGGAAAAGAGUGAGCUGAAGAUGGAGAUCGAUGACCUUGCUAGCAAUAUGGAAACCGUCUCUAAAGCUAAGAGCAAUCUGGAAAAGAUGUGUCGAGCCCUUGAAGACCAGUUCAGUGAAAUCAAGACAAAAGAUGAAGAGCAUGUGCGGCUGAUCAAUGAUCUCAACACACACAAAGCACGGCUGCACACCGAGAACGGCGAAUUUACUCGACAAUUAGAAGAAAAAGAAUCUUUGAUUUCUCAGUUGAUCAGAGGUAAACAGGCCUUCACGCAACAGACAGAAGAGCUCAAGCGGCAGCUGGAGGAAGAGAACAAGGCAAAAAAUGCACUGGCCCAUGGUUUGCAAUCUGCUCGCCACGACUGUGAUUUGCUCCGGGAGCAGUUUGAAGAGGAGCAAGAAGCCAAAGGUGAGCUGCAACGGGCUCUGUCCAAGGCCAACAGUGAGGUUGCCCAGUGGAGGACCAAAUAUGAAACGGACGCCAUUCAACGUACAGAGGAAUUGGAAGAAGCCAAGAAGAAACUGGCUCAGCGCCUUCAAGAAUCAGAAGAGCAGAUUGAAGCUGUCAAUUCUAAGUGUGCUUCGCUAGAGAAGACUAAGCAAAGACUGCAGGGAGAAGUGGAUGACCUCAUGACCGAUGUGGAGAGGUCAAAUGCAGCCUGCGCAAUCCUGGACAAAAGGCAGAGGAACUUUGAUAAGGUGCUGGCAGAAUGGAAGCAGAAGUAUCAGGAAUGUCAGGCUGAAUUGGAGGCUGCCCAGAAGGAGUCCCGGUCUCUGAGUACGGAAAUCUUCAAAAUGAAGAACGCUUACGAAGAGGUGCUGGACCAUCUUGAGACUGUCAGGCGAGAGAACAAAAACCUGCAACAGGAAAUUUCUGACCUGACUGAGCAGAUAGCUGAAGCUGGCAAAAGCAACCAUGAAUUAGAAAAAGCAAAGAAGCAGAUUGAACAAGAGAAGUCAGACUUGCAAGCUGCUUUGGAAGAAGCAGAGGGCUCUUUUGAACAUGAAGAGGGGAAAAUCUUGCGUGUCCAGCUAGAACUGAACCAGCUGAAGUCUGAGAUUGAUAGGAAGGUUGCAGAGAAGGAUGAAGAAAUUGAACAACUGAAGAGGAAUUACCAGAGAAUGGCAGAGUCCAUGCAGAGCACGCUGGAUGCUGAGAUCAGGAGCAGGAAUGAUGCCCUGCGACUUAAGAAGAAGAUGGAGGGAGAUCUGAAUGAAAUGGAAAUCCAGCUGAGCCACGCCAACCGCCAAGGUGCAGAGACACAGAAACACUUGAGGAACAUCCAAGGGCAACUAAAGGAUUCCCAGCUUCACCUGGAUGAUGCUCUGAGAGGCAAUGAUGACUUGAAGGAGCAACUGGCAUUGGUGGAGCGUAGGAACAAUCUGAUGACGACUGAGCUUGAGGAGAUGCGAGCAGCUCUGGAGCAGACUGAGCGUGCUCGCAAAGUGUCUGAACAGGAGCUGACAGAUGCCAGUGAGCGUGUGCAGCUCCUGCAUUCCCAGAACACAAGCCUUCUGAACACAAAGAAGAAGUUGGAGACAGAUCUUACUCAGUUCCAGGGAGAAAUUGAUGAAGCCAUCCAGGAGGCACGGAACGCUGAAGAAAAGGCCAAAAAGGCAAUUACAGAUGCAGCCAUGAUGGCAGAAGAGCUGAAGAAGGAGCAAGACACCAGUGCCCACCUGGAGAGGAUGAAGAAGAACCUGGAGCAGACCGUGAAGGACCUGCAGCACCGGCUGGAUGAGGCAGAGCAGCUGGCACUGAGAGGUGGCAAGAAGCAGCUCCAGAAACUGGAGGCCCGGGUGCAUGAAUUAGAAAAUGAGCUUGAUGCUGAACAAAAGCGAGGAAUUGAGGCUAUCAAAGGAGUGCGGAAAUAUGAGCGAAGGGUGAAAGAAAUCACUUAUCAGGCUGAAGAGGAUAAGAAGAAUGUUUUCAGGCUCCAAGACCUGGUGGACAAACUGCAACUGAAGGUGAAAGCGUAUAAGAGACAAGCUGAGGAAUCUGAGGAGCAGGCCAAUGCAAACUUGUCCAAGUGCAGGAAAGCUCAGCAUGAGCUGGAAGAAGCUGAAGAGCGAGCAGAUAUUGCUGAAUCCCAGGUCAACAAGCUGAGGGCCAAGAGCCGUGACAUUGGGGGAAAGGUAAGUGCCUUGGUGGGACUGGAUGAGGGUUGUUGGGUGAGAAUAAUCAAGUACGGCCUCACUAAGAAGAGAAGGAAGCUGGAAGUGUUAAACGGAGGCAUUGGCUGGAGAAGAAGAGAAGCCAAAGGAAUCAAGAGCAGGCAGCUGCUCGAUGUCAGCUCCUAUCAAGAAAUUGAAAGCGAGUUUGACAGCCGUUGUGGGCACUAA